UGAAAUGUUCCAUGAGAUCCGUCUCCGUUCAGGCCAUUGUAAAAGAGACCUAACAAACACUCAGUGGGGACCCACCACAACGCCGAAAUAUACCACAACGCCGAAAAAUGUCAUUGCAGGACUGCCACAAAGGUUAGGUUAGGUUAGACUAGUUUACGCUAGGAUAGGCUAGGUUAAGUUAGGCUAAGUUAUAUUACGCUAGCUUAGGUUAGGUAAGGUUAGGUUUGAUUGUGGUAUUUCGGCGUUAAGGUACAUUUAAGAAACACACACAAAUACAUUCAGUUGUUAUUUCGGCGUUGUGGUACACAGCAGUUUUCUAGCUGUCGGCGUUGUGGUCAAUUUUGACAUUCGGCGUUUUGGUAACGACCCACCUUCAGUCAUAUCGCUCCGUCGACCUGCGCCGCUAUCGAUCCUCGGUAUCGACUCUCGGCGCCCGCGCCUCGCGGACCACUGCAGCGCGGACUGGCGGCGGCCUCAGUAGCGCAGACGUCUGUUCGACCUGCGCCGCUAUCGAUCCUCGGUAUCGACUCUCGCCGCCCGCCCCCCGCGGAUCACUGCAGCGCGGACUGGCGGCGCCUCAGUGACGCAGACGUCUCCAGCGGCGCAGUGUCAAGUAUCACGAGACGUGCAGCGCAGCGUUGUGUUACGCAAGCAUGAGCCAACCGGAGUACCCGAAGCCAGGGGGCGACUACCAGCCGCCCCACCAGGGCCCGCCGCCCCCCUACGGCAUGUACCCGCCCCCGCCGCCGCCCACGAUCGUGCCGCCCCAGUCGACCGUCGUGGUGGUGAGCAAUGCCUCGCUGCUGGGGAACGCGUCCACCACGGUGCAGUGUCCCUCCUGCAGGGCCACGGUGCAGACCAGGGUGCAGUUCGAGACCAGCACCCGCACCCACCUCAUGGCGCUGCUGCUCUGCCUUGUGGGGUGCUGGCCGUGCGCGGUGAUCCCCUACUGCACAGAGUCCUGCCAGAACGCCACGCACUACUGCCCCAGCUGCGGGGCAUUCCUGGGCGCGUACGCCAACUGAGCGGCUCCCGUGGUGCCCUCCGGCGAGCGAGAAGUGAACCACCAUCUCGCGGAACAACCCCCCGGGGCGGCGGUCCCUGCCGCACUAUUCACCUUCGUCAUUGUUUUGAACCAGGGUCUGGUGUUCAUGAGUGCGGACUAGAAGUAUGGGCCUCCAGGAUGGACUCCACGAUCCUCUGCACUCCCGGGCAAAACGCCACCUGUUCACUGGCCGCUGACUCGUGAGGCGUCUCUACCAGGUGUCUCGUGAUUCGACGCUUCUUUGAUUGAGGGUCACUAAUUGCCCCAGAGUACUCCAUAUUGACAGUGAACCAGUGACAGAAGCACCACAAUUUGAGUUUUGGCAUGUCACGAAAUGGACCCAAGAAUUUUUUUUCCGAUCUCUGUUUAUUUAUCAUUAUGGAUGUCACACUUAGCAGUGUGUUGAAACACUGAAACAUCGGUCUGUGUUUCGUUAUUGGGGUCGAGUUUCUCUCAGCUCCACACCAAUCGCAGCCACUCAGUGCGGAAACACUCAAGUCUUUAAUGGCGAUGGCUUCUCCUACAGACGGCCGCCAAUCACAUGGAAGACAUCGCUGCCGCGGGCAUGCAUUAUUGCAGUAUAGUGAGUGUACAAAAUCCACCCUCCCCCCCCCCCCCCCAAUUAAAUAUUAUCGGUCUCAAUCGGUCCCUAGUUACCUUCACAGACACACCCAACACAAUACCGAACUUUUUUUUUGUAAAUAUAGACUUGGUGCAUUUUGUGGCUUACUGUCAAAAUAUAUCCCGUUCCGUUGCUCCAUGUCGACCGCAAAUUGUUGUGUUGGCAGCAUCGACGAAUCUGGGGGUGUGAUGUGUGAAGUAGUUUUAUGCGAACGCUAUAAAGUCCUUCGCGGCAAGACGGAAAAGGCUUGCAACCUGCCAAUUCGAAUUAGUUCAUUUCAUUUAGUGAAAGUCUUGAUUGCAAAGUCAAUUUAUUGAGUGCCCCUUGUCAUUGGAGCUCUGGUCACUCGAUGCCACUGAAGCUGAAGGGCUGGAAGCUAAUGUCAUAAUACUUAAAACAUUAAAGACCGGAAAAAUUGGGGGAUUGAUUCCGUAAUGGGCUGUAGUUAAAAUACCUAUAGUUACCAUUGUGUAUGGUCUGCUAUUGGUUCACAGUUCAUGAGCAACUUCGUGGGUCGGUAAAAGAACCUUCGAGCAGAGGAGUGUCGGACCAGAAACCAACCAGCGAAGACGCAUCACAAGUCACCAGCCAAUGAACAGGCGACGUUCGCCCGAGUGUGCAGAGGAUCGUGGUGUCCUUCCUGGAGGAAAUUGAACCCGCGAUUUUUUCCAGUCGCUACUCAUCAAGUGUGAACACGAGGGGAAGUGAACUGUGACAGCAGCGAAUGAAACACCUGCUACUGUCUAGAGUAUGCACACUUUUUGUGCAAUCUAACCUGGCACCGGAAAAUAACGAGCGUCUGACAGGCCUGUAGUAAUAUCUCGGCCGGCCAUGUCCUGUUGGAGUCUGGGUGCUUUGGGUUGUUUCGCGUGAGGUCACUCGCUGUGUGCUUGCAACUCCAGCUUCUUCAAGCAAGGAAGACUGGUGUACAUACAGAGUGUGGACAACAAUAACAUGAACAUAUGAUGAGGUGAUGUGUGGUUUCAAAUUACUAAAAGGUGUAUUAAGCUUAUAUAUGUAUAUAUAUAAUGUAAUAAAAAUGCAGUAAAAUAAAUUAUAUUUCAACUUGGA
Messenger RNA from Bacillus rossius redtenbacheri, 2738 nucleotides. Its product is annotated as lipopolysaccharide-induced tumor necrosis factor-alpha factor homolog. Gene Ontology annotation, molecular function: zinc ion binding. The record is from RefSeq and is a predicted model, not a curated record. The coding region runs from base 654 to 1025 and encodes 123 amino acids. Lineage: Eukaryota; Metazoa; Arthropoda; Insecta; Phasmatodea; Bacillidae. The transcript is spliced from 4 exons.